Pseudogymnoascus verrucosus is the source of this 2039-nucleotide messenger RNA. RefSeq lists its product as uncharacterized. Bases 339 to 1949 code for a protein of 536 amino acids. Lineage: Eukaryota; Fungi; Ascomycota; Leotiomycetes; Thelebolales; Thelebolaceae. Gene Ontology annotation, molecular function: carbohydrate:proton symporter activity. Gene Ontology annotation, biological process: transmembrane transport; carbohydrate transport. Gene Ontology annotation, cellular component: membrane. The transcript is spliced from 10 exons. The record is from RefSeq and is a predicted model, not a curated record.
CGCAUCGCCUCGCGUCGCCUCGCUAUCUUCAUCCCCACUCCCUUCCGCGCGCCUCCUGACCACAUGGCGGCGUCUACCCCAUACUCCGGACUCCAGACUCCAUACUCCAUACCCCAUAUCCCGGGUUUGGGCUCCUGACUGCAGACUCGGCACUCCACAAUUCAAAUCUAGUAUGUCUGUGCAUUUUGACUGCUGGUUACAAAUGCCGUCGAUUCCUGCAUCUGAAAAUCCCAGCUUGAACCACUCGACUAUGAAUUUUCAAUCUUGAGAAUUACCAUUAUCAACACUGCUGUACCAUCAUCUCUUCCACCCUUCAGUGUUUUUGUACGUUGUUCAUCAUGGGUGGCUUUCGUGCUGCUGAAGAUAGGCCUACGCCCAAAGAGGUUUAUAACUGGCGCCUCUAUACCGAAGCCAUCAUUAUUGCUACUGGAUCUCUACUAUUUGGCUAUGACUCUGCAUUCAUUGGAACCACUAUCUCCCGCACUAGUUUCAAGAAUGACUUCGGCAUAACUGCUGCCACAGCCAACUCUAUAUCCAGUAACAUCACCUCUGCCUUCCAAGCUGGCGCCUUUUUCGGUGCUCUUUUUUGUUUCUUCAUUACCGAGCGUCUUGGCCGGAAAUGGGCUCUCCAAAUCAACGUCGUCGUCUUCAUUAUCGGCUCAAUUUUGAUGACCGCUGCAACUAACCAGCUCUCGUUCAUAUAUGUGGGACGGGUUCUCACAGGACUGGGUUGCGGUGCUAUCACGGCGACUGUCCCCAGUUACAUUGCCGAGCUAUCCAUUCCAUCCAUCCGAGGAAUGCUCACUGGCUUAUUUGAAGUUGCUUACCAGAUUGGUUCCGUCAUUGGCUUCUGGAUCAAUUAUGGAAUUACUCAAAACAUGUCAUCCAGCUCGCCGAACAGCUGGAGAAUCCCGAUGGCUUUUCAGCUUGUCCCAUCAGUUGUGCUUCUCAUAGGAGGAUUUUUCCUACAUGAAAGUCCUCUCUGGCUCAUGCGCAAGGAUAAGCUCGAACAGGCUCACAAGUCUCUGGUGGAUUUGAGAAAGCUGCCUCUGGAGGAUCCUUAUAUUCAAGAGGAGCUUUCUGCCAUUCGCUCAAGACUUCUGGAAGAGGCAGCCGUUUCGGGCAAGUACGGGACCGGUGCCUGGGCAUUUUUCAGGGGUGCCAUGGAUGAGUUCUCCCAGAAGGGUAUGAGAAAUCGGCUCUUUCUCGUCUUCUGCGCUUUCUCUCUGGCAAAUCUCUCUGGUGCAUCAGCGAUUAAUUACUACUCUCCAACGCUAUUCGGAUCCCUAGGAAUUACUGAUGUUGCACUUUAUACUGGCAUCUAUGGUCUGGUCAAAGCCAUUGCUUCGAUUAUAUUUUACGUCGGGCUUAUUGACAAGCUUGGACGACGUCGCCCUGUUAUUAUUUCAUGUUUUGUCUGCUCACUCUGUUUGUGGAUUGUGGGUUCUUAUGUCAAAAUCGGCCACCCAGCUUCUAUUAUCAAAGAAGGAGGUGUAUUGUCUGCAUCUACGGCUGCCGGCGGCAAAGCCGCGACAGGAAUGAUUAUGAUCUAUGCCUUCUUCUGGUCCUUCGGUUUGAAUGGUAUCCCAUGGAUCGUUUCCGCCGAAAUCUUUCCUGGUGCUCUUCGAAACUUAUCUGGAACCUAUACUGCUCUUGUGCAAUGGGCUACCCAAUUUGCUAUCACCAAGGCCUUACCCUAUAUUUUUAGUUCCUUUGGCUUUGGCACCUGGUAUUUCUUUGCCGCCUGGAUGCUAAUUGGCACGGCAUGGGCAUUCUUCCUCCUGCCCGAGACCAAGGGUCUUACGAUCGACCAGAUGGACCUGAUUUUCGGUUAUCAUAGUAGCGAACGCGUCGGGAUACCACAUACCUCGAUCAGCCGCCGCUAUACCAACAUGAACCAAGACAAGGCAGGUGUAGAAGAGACUGAGAAUGUUGAUGAGAAGGUUUAAGAAAUGAUACUCCAGUGAGAGUUUUAGGGCAAAAUUAUAUAGCUUCUACCUAAUGCUCAUAUUUAACGCAAUAUACUUUUCUAAUAUGUG